CGGCCGUCGCGCGGGCCGCACGCGAUCUCCCGCAGUUAGAGCCUCGGUUGAACUGCCUCGCGUCGCGCACCACCUCGCCCGCCAGCCAGCUUCCAGACGGAGCCGCGCUUCAUAAUCCCUGCUGGGGAUAGCGCGGAGCCGGCUCGAGGCGCGCCACACCGCCGACGCGAACUUUACGGCAAACUUGACACACUUUUCACUGGAACGAGGAACCCCAGGCUGCAGCACAGUCUCGCGCCACCACCGACCCACGUUGGUCACAAAGAAGGCAGCUCGUCGUCGCCCGCGCUGCGCGAGGUACUGGCCGUGGUGCGCCGCGCCUGGCCCGAGCCGCGCUCGCUCUUCGACCACUGUCGCGCGAUAACCCGCAUGUCUUACUCCCGGGCGCCGCCCACCGGCGCCGGCGCGGAGCCGUCCGAGCGCGCCGACGCCAUGAGCCGCCACCUGGCGCUGCCGCCGCGCGCCGGCGCCUCGCCCGGUCUGCUGCGCCGCCGCUACUCCGUGCCCGAGACCAUCAUGAGGAAAUAUCGUCUCGCUCAGCAGCGGUCCGACUCAGAGGAGACCGGGGCCGUGACGAGCCCACCGGCGUCGGCGUCGCCCCCGCGCGGCUCGUGCAACUCGCUGUGCGAGUCGCCGCAGCGGUUCCUGCGGCGCGACCGCGAGGUGAUGCGCAAGUCGGCGCUGCUGCGGCGGCUGUGGGGGCGCGCGGGCGCGUGCGGCGCGGACUGCUGCGGCGCGGCGUGCGGCCGCGAGACGCGCUCGCUGGACGGCUCGCGCGCCGAGCUGCGCCCGCUCUCCGGCAGCCUGGCGUCCUCGCGCCACUCGCAGGCGCCGGGCUGGGCCUCGCCCAAGCGCCAGCGCCUCGACUUCCCGCGCGACUUGCGCAGCAGCGACGAGAUGCUUCGGGCGGCGAUGAGGAACAGCUACGACCGCGCCGAGGAGUCGCGCUACGAGAGGGCCGCGAAGGGCGAGUGCUCCGACUCGUCCUGCCCCUACCGAGGCCGCGAAGCCUCGUCGUUUGUCGAAACGACGACCGAUGCGAUGACAGACAGCGACACGUCAAAGUUCGACGUCAACAGCGACUCGAAUGCUUACACCCAGUAUUCCGAACGACUGUCUUCGGAUGCCGUCACUGCGGAGGUCAGAUCGGAAGAACAUCACACGGACGACGUGCCGAGCGAAAACUCCCCUUCUAAUACGCAGAUGGACGAUAACUCUUAUGCGGACUCGUCAGAUACAUUAUCGACUUCUAUGUCUACGGCGAAGGAGACUAAUGGAUUUGUAGUAGGGUCAAAAAUUUCAAAACAAAUGUCGAAAAGCGCACACAUAGACGGACGAAUCAGUGAGAGAUCUGCGAGUGUCGAAAACGAUGAAAACAAUGUGUUACCGUAUGACACGCCGCUCACUGUGGAGACUCCGUCGUAUGAGCUUCUCGAAAUAGUGGUCUCGGAGACCCUGAACAGCAAUAACGUGCCCGCUCUUAAGACCACGGUACCUGAAAGCACGAGUAACCAAACUUUAAAAGCACCCGUAAAUCACAGAUUUCCACAAAAUAUCAAUAUCGAUGAAUACGUUUCUAAUAUUUUAGUGGAAAGCUUAAAUUCUCUCACAGAUCAACUCGAAUGUAUGAAUGCCUCCAUCGGAAGCGAUCGUAAAAUCAAUAUCGUCGAGAAAGAAAUCAAAGUAAAAUUACAAAACACGGGCGUCAAUACCAUCGUACAUCUGAGUCCAACUUCCAACAACCAAAUCAUUUUCGGUAACGAGGAACUCUGCAAUAACGACGGGCGGAAAGACAGCUGCAACAACCCGCAGGACGCGCGCGACAGCGUCACCAUCCGCGACGAGAUGCUCAGCGUGGAGUCCAACAACAACCAGUCGCGCGCCGCCUCGCCCGCCGCCUUCUACGCCGCGCCGCACGACCACGUCAACCAGGCCGUGCUGCAGCAGAUCCAGAAGCUGUUCCAGGACGAGCUGCAGAGCAUGAGCGCCGACGUCAACUACCAGGUGGCCUCCAUCCCGGGCGUGUCGCACAUAGAGAUAUCCAACGUCGACGUUUACUUGGACGACAACUCCGAUCCGACUUUAGAUAGGAAUGAAACCAUUGAGAUGCACACGCAGCACAACGUGGAAAUCUCAGAAAUUAUUAGUGGAGUCGGCACCGGCAACUAUUAUGAAGACGUGGACAACAACGUGGUCGUGCCUCGUUUUUCAGCGUUUCCUCACACGGACUCGAUGGAAGUGAACACCUCGUCCUCGGAUGACGCAGAGUUGGUCGGGUCGGACUGCACGAGUCUCGUCGACAGUCUGGACGACCCCAACUCGCCGAGAUCGAUUCUUCUCCGCAGAUCUUUCAACAACAAUAGCAACAAAAGAAGCGAACUCGUGCGCUCAGCCAUCGAUGUUUUAGAUUUGCUGCCAGAAACCUCGCCAAAAGAGGACGAAACGUCUCCCAAGGAGAGAGGCGAAGCCUUUUUUAUCAGGAUAAAAGACAACGACUGCGACUGUGAGAAGGAAAACGUCAUCGUCGCGGAUCACAUGCCGGAGAAAAUAAAACAGCGCUUGUACCGACGACACCGCAAGCGCGAGCUGCGCAUGGAGUGCGCGCGCCGCUCCAAGGUGAAGCAGCUGAAGCGCGAGCUCGAGCGCCAGCGCCACUCGUCCGCCUGCGCGCGCCAGCAGCGCGAGCGCGAGUGCGCCGCGCUCGUGGCCGCGCUCGUCGACGAGCUCAUCGCCAAGGUCGCGCAGGACGAGUACAAGUGCAUGCGCAUCAAACAGAAACCCCCGAAAAUGCUCAUAUCUAAAUCGGAUGAAAAUAUAUCUAGGAAAACGUGGAGAAAGGAUGUUGAUUUUUGCCACGGCAAGGAGUCUCACAGAACGAGCAGAGGGGGAGCCCCGAUCGUCUACAUGGACAAACCGGAUAGAAGUAAAAAAAAGUCGGAUCGACAUCACAUUCACGGAAAAUUAUCGCUACUGACGCACCCGUCGUCUUUGUCUCCGGACGACAGUGGUCCGAAGAGAAUCUAUCAAAAAUCCGAAAUACACGAUGGCAAUAAGUGUAUAGAAAUACUCGAAAUUCUAGAAUACGUAAACGGUUCACAGAGCUCCCCUGAAACGACAAACUCCGAUGAGAAUCAUAAUCAUAAAAGUAAAAAGUCCCGCAUACCGGUACCGGUUUACGAAAGAAUUCAAAAAACACCGAAAGGAAAUUCACAAAAAGGCCAUCACGCGAGUGGCGAAAGACUAGUCAGCUCACCUACGGCCCCUCCCCGAGACAGAAGCAAGAAAUCUAAUAAUCUGCUCGCAAAUAUGCUCAGGGAAGUGCUGGCAGGCGAGGACAGCCCGGAGCCGGCGCACGAGCCCGCGCGCCGCGCCUCCGUGCCGCUCGCCGAGCCGCGCUCGCGCUCCAACUCGCUGCGCUUCCGGCGCGUGUUCGACAGCAUCCCCGAGGAGAAGAGCAGCGUCAGCUUCGAAUCCUCCACCGAGGACGCCUGCCACAACCGCCGCGCCUCCGCGCCCACUCUAGUCGAAACUCUCACCGCGCGCCAUAACAGCAAUGGUGGCGGCGCAAAGCCGACAGAACCGACUGGAGAAAACGAACCUACGAAAUCUAUAAACUUUACACGCGGAGUGAAAGAGACUAAAAGCGCCGGGACCUCUCCGAUAGUGGACGAAGAAGCAGAAAGGAGAGAGCAAAGGUUAAAAAGUCAGACCACAAUGACGUCUCCUAGUCACAAGUCUGCCGCCACUAGCCCGAUGCGAAGCUCGAGCGGCGCGCCGACGGGGGCGGCGGGGGCGGCGGGGGCGGCGGCGGCGAGCGGCAAGCGCGGGCUGGCGUCGCGCAGCCGCGCCUGGCUGGGCUUCACGCGCCCCGAGACCAAGCUCGAGGAAGGUAUCGCGCUCGCUUGUGCAUCCCCGCUGGUAUCACACCGCACAGCUUCGGUUUCCGUAGAGUAGACGCCGAAAUCACACUUUACACGAGCGUUCCCUAGUUUGACCGAUCGUUGACCGAGAUGUUAUUUUUGUUCGCGUUUUAAUUUUUAAUUCUGUAGAAUUACAAACUGGCACCGUUGAUCUGGCACAUUAUUUAUUUUAUUAUAAUUUUUGUCAUAGACUGCAUUUAUGUAAUGUACGGUUGUAUGAAAUUUGAGAAAUAAACGAAUGAGUUUAUCAAA
Ostrinia nubilalis (European corn borer) is the source of this 4172-nucleotide messenger RNA. RefSeq lists its product as uncharacterized. The transcript is spliced from 4 exons. Lineage: Eukaryota; Metazoa; Arthropoda; Insecta; Lepidoptera; Crambidae. The record is from RefSeq and is a predicted model, not a curated record. Bases 370 to 3954 code for a protein of 1194 amino acids.